CGAUGGCCCUCCGUGCGUCGUGUCCCUUUGCAUACGGGUCCAGCUCUCCCCGCCUACUGGUGCCACUCUCGACAUGGUCAUGACGAGCCUGAUCAGCCCCCAGCAGUGGCAAGACAGCCCCGUCGACUAUCCCCGUGAUCUCGAGGGCCAAUGUCGUUUCGGGGUCAAACCGACGUCGGUGGUGGCCAGUGCCGAGGCCUUGCCCGACGGUGUGGAGCGCAUCGCCUCGCCGGCUGGGGCUGGUACUGUCAGUGUGGCGCCGGUCUUGUCGUUCAUCGGCGAGCAGCUCAACACCAACGGCCGUCGGCUAGUGCACCAGGGGGUGAUCGACCUGCUGACAUUCGUCAAUCAGCUGGGAGGGACAUUUCCUCAGGACGGCGUGACAGUCGAGAGAUGUUUCCUGCUGUACAGACCAGAGGCCAUCGCAGACUUUUAGUUGCUUCUAUGCUGCAGAGGGGGAGGGUGAGAGUCUCGAUGAUCGGUUUAGUUGCCUGUGUGUGUGUAUGUGUGUGUGUAUGUGUGUGGGAAGGCUUUUUUGGCUGUGGUGGCGCUUUCGUCGAGUCAAAUGGAGGGACGAGGGGAUGCGUUAAUGGAUUCAGUCAGUCGCCCGUGUGUGAGUGCGAAAUGAAGCGUCUUGGCGAUUUAAUUUGCGUGGCUCGAAUGAGACUUGCUUAUGCCCUUUCAAUGUGUGCCAUCU
This is a messenger RNA of Vitrella brassicaformis, 697 nucleotides long. Lineage: Eukaryota; Vitrellaceae. The record is from the annotation of a GenBank genome assembly.